This is a messenger RNA of Spirometra erinaceieuropaei, 405 nucleotides long. The record is from the annotation of a GenBank genome assembly. NCBI's taxonomy places the organism in Eukaryota, Metazoa, Platyhelminthes, Cestoda, Diphyllobothriidea, Diphyllobothriidae.
AUGCGGAUUCGCCUACAGAAUCACAGGAGACCUAAAAGUAAGCGACCUCCAGGCAAGCUGAAUAUUGCUUUCCUUUGUUUGCCUGCUCACCAUCUCCAUUUCAGCAAUGGACUAGCUGAGCUGCUAUCCAACACCCCAAUCGCCGUCACCAUCGAGGAGAACGCCUGCGUUGAGAACCGAUGGUGCCAACUCCGGGGCACAGUCCAGUCGACAGCCCUGGCUGUCCUCGGUCGCGCACGUCGUCAAAAUCCGGACUGGUUCGAUGGUAAUGACGCCGCCAUCAUCAGCUUACUCACCCAGAAGAAUCGACCGCACAAAACCUGCGUCAACUGUCCUACUGAAGACAACGAAGCGGCCUUUUGCCGUAGUCGCCGCCUUGUGCAACAGCGGCUGCGGGAGACGUAG